This is a messenger RNA of Juglans regia (Persian walnut), 804 nucleotides long. RefSeq lists its product as uncharacterized. Bases 1 to 804 code for a protein of 267 amino acids. The record is from RefSeq and is a predicted model, not a curated record. The transcript is spliced from 2 exons. Lineage: Eukaryota; Viridiplantae; Streptophyta; Magnoliopsida; Fagales; Juglandaceae.
AUGCGGUUAUUGAAAUUUGAUGAGGCGAUAUCAAAUGAGACUGAUGGUGGUAAAAUCUGGGUGUUUUGGAAAAAUGAAUUGGAUGUGCAGGUGGUUCGCAUGAGUUCGCAGUUUGUGUCAUUAUGCAUUACCGAAGGAAGUAAUCAUUUCUUGGGUAAUUUUAUUUAUGCAAAGUGUAAUAGGCUUGAACGACAGCUGCUUUGGGAGGAGUUGAAUUCGGAUAGAAUGGGUGUGGAGCCGUGUUUGUUUACUGGGGAUUUCAAUGUCAUUCGAUCGGAUAUUGAGAGGACUACAUCGGACCAUUGUCCUAUGGUUAUAGAAUUUUUAAGUGAUCCUUUCUCUUAUGGUCCACCUCCAUUUCGUUUUCAGCAAAUGUGGGUUGAGCAUCCGGAUUUUAUGACUUUUGUUCAAAAUGUUUGGUCUGAAUCGGUUAUAGGUUCGGGGCUUUUAAAAUUAGCUACUAAACUUAAAAAACUUAAGGUGGCGUUGCGUGUAUGGAACAAGAGUGUAUUUGGGAGAACUAAUAAUCAGAUUGCUAUUCUUGAAUAUAAGAUUGAGAAUCUGGAAAGUUUGUUGCAGAGAGGUUGGGAUAAUGAUAUUGAAAGGGAAUUAGUGAGGAGUUCUAAUGAGUUGUCUUCUUGGAGGCUUAGGGAGGAUAUUAGAUUGGCACAAAUGGCUAAAAUUAAGUGGAGAAUGGAUGGUGAUAGCAAUACAAAAUUCUUUCAUGUGUGGUUAUCUAAUAAAAAGCAUAGGAAAAUUCAUCAGUUGAGAACUUCGAAUGGGUUGGAGUUUAAUUCUCCGUAA